AUGUUAACCAUGAGCGUGACACUUUCCCCUCUGAGGUCACAGGACCUGGAUCCCAUGGCUACUGAUGCUUCACCCAUGGCCAUCAACUUGACGCCCACUGUGGAGCAGGGUGAGGGAGAAGAGGUGAUGAGGGACAUGGAUCCUGACCAGCAGUACGAAAAGCCUCCUCCAUUACAUACAGGAGCCGACUGGAAGAUUGUCCUCCACUUACCUGAGAUUGAGACCUGGCUCCGGAUGACCUCAGAGAGGGUCCGAGACCUAACAUAUUCAGUCCAGCAGGACUCAGACAGCAAGCAUGUGGAUGUGCAUCUAGUUCAACUAAAGGACAUUUGUGAAGAUAUUUCUGAUCAUGUCGAGCAGAUCCAUGCCCUCCUUGAAACAGAGUUCUCUCUGAAGCUGCUGUCCUACUCUGUCAACGUGAUCGUGGACAUCCACGCCGUGCAGCUGCUCUGGCACCAGCUCCGUGUCUCAGUGCUUGUUCUGCGGGAGCGCAUUCUGCAGGGUCUGCAGGACGCCAAUGGCAACUACACCAGACAGACGGACAUUCUGCAGGCUUUCUCCGAAGAGACAAAGGAGGGCCGGCUUGAUGCUCUAACGGAAGUAGACGACUCUGGACAGUUAACAAUCAAAUGCUCUCAAAAUUACUUGUCUUUGGAUUGCGGUAUUACUGCUUUCGAACUAUCUGACUACAGUCCAAGUGAGGAUUUGCUCGGUGGCCUGGGUGAUAUGACCUCUAGCCAGGUCAAAACCAAACCCUUCGACUCGUGGAGCUACAGUGAGAUGGAAAAGGAGUUCCCCGAGCUUAUCCGAAGUGUUGGGUUACUUUCGGUGGCUCCUGACUCCAUCCCUUCCAACUGCAGCGAAGCCGUGAGCGAGGAGGCGUCUCAAGUAUCUCUUUCAGCAGAUGACAGAGAUAGAAGUGAGGAAAAUAAUGCGUGCACAGUGGAGGAACAACCAGGCUUAAUGCAGGGGCCAUCAUCUUCAGUGGAAGCUCCGAUAAAUGCUGUUCAACCCGCUUCAGAAGCUGUGAAGCAAGAAUCUGAUUCCUCUUCCCAACUUGGGGCAAAGAAUCCACAGCCUCUUGCUUGUGAAAACACAACCCCCAAGCGAUCCAUCAGAGACUGCUUUAACUAUAAUGAGGACUCUCCCACACAGCCCACGUUGCCAAAAAGAGGGUUUUUCCUUAAAGACGAGACAUUUAAAAAUAAUCUGAAAGGCUCUAGUGGAAAGAAGCAGAUGGUCGAUCUGAAGCCUGAGAUGAGCAGAAGCACCCCAUCCCUGGUGGAUCCUCCUGACAGGUCUAAGCUGUGCCUGGUGUUACAGUCUCCUUACCCCAACAGCCCCUCUGCUGCCAGCCAGUCAUAUGAGUGUUUGCACAAGAUGGGGGAUGGGAAUCUUGAAAAUACAGUUAGAAGUCACAUUAAGGAGAUCUCCUCCAGCCUGGGGAGGCUCAACGACUGCCGUAAAGAGAAGCUUCGACUGAAAAAGCCCCAGAAGACCGGAGAAGAGGUGCCUCCAUGCCAGACCCCUAAACAGGAACCCAGUUCAGACAAGCAAGCCAAAAGCACUAGGAGUUUGACAGUGCCAAAUGCAAUUCCUUCUAGUCCUUCCAAGGCCGGACAGAGGCAAGAGACAGAGUCUGCCUCCACGUCCUCACUGGAGCCGUGUCACCAGAGGAGUGGGAAGGCCAAAUUGCCAGUGCAGUCAGAAACAUCCAGUUCACCACCUUUUACUCAAAGCAGUGAGUCCUCUGCUAGCUCAGACAGCGUCACAUCUCUAGGACCCCUUCUUUCAGAACACAAAGACAAAAGCAGCUACUCCUCCUCCCCAAGUCACAUCACCAGGAACGGUCAGGUUGUGGAGGCCUGGUAUGGCUCUGAUGAGUACCUGGCACUGCCCUCUCACCUCAAGCAGACAGAAGUAUUAGCUCUGAAGUUGGAAAACCUAACAAAGCUGCUGCCUCAGAAACCCAGAGGAGAAACCCUUCAGAAUAUUGAUGACUGGGAACUGUCUGAAAUGAACUCAGAUUCUGAGAUGUAUCCAACAUACCAUGUCAAGAAGAAGCAUAUGAGGCUAGGCAGGGUGUCUCCAAGCUCGUCCAGUGACAUAGCCUCUUCACUCGGGGAGAGUGUGGAAUCUGGCCCCUUGAGUGACCUUCUUUCCGACGAGGAACUGUGCAUGCCUCUCUCCGGCAUGAAAAAAUACACGGACGAGAAGUUAGAGAGAGUCUCAUCCUCUGAGAAAAAUGAGAGCCAUUCUGCUGCAAAGUCUGCUUUAAUUCAGAAACUGAUGCAAGAUAUUCAACACCAGGACAACUAUGAAGCCAUAUGGGAAAAAAUAGAGGGGUUUGUAAACAAACUGGAUGAAUUUAUUCAAUGGUUAAACGAAGCCAUGGAAACCACUGAAAAUUGGACACCUCCUAAAGCAGAGACGGAUGGCCUAAAACUGUACCUGGAGACACACUUGAGUUUUAAGUUGAAUGUAGACAGUCAUUGUGCACUCAAGGAAGCUGUGGAGGAGGAAGGACACCAACUUCUUGAGCUUAUUGCAUCUCACAAAGCAGGACUGAAGGACAUGCUGCGGAUGAUUGCAAGUCAAUGGAAGGAGCUGCAGAGGCAAAUCAAACGGCAACACAGCUGGAUUCUCCGGGCUCUGGAUACCAUCAAAGCUGAGAUUCUGGCUACUGAUGUGUCUGUGGAGGGUGAGGAAGGGACUGGAAGCCCCAAGGCUGAGGUUCAACUAUGCUACCUGGAAGCACAAAGAGAUGCUGUUGAGCAGAUGUCCCUCAAGCUGUACAGCGAGCAGUAUACCAGCAGCAGCAAACGGAAAGAAGAGUUUGCUGAUAUGUCAAAAGUUCAUUCAGGAGGAGGCAAUGGGCUUCUGGACUUUGAUUCAGAAUAUCAGGAGCUCUGGGAUUGGCUGAUUGACAUGGAGUCCCUCGUGAUGGACAGCCACGACCUGAUGAUGUCAGAGGAGCAGCAGCAGCAUCUUUACAAGCGUUACAGUGUGGAAAUGUCCAUCAGGGACCUGAAAAAGACGGAGCUGCUUAGUAAGGUUGAAGCUUUGAAGAAAGGUGGCGUUUUACUACCAAAUGAUCUCCUUGAAAAAGUGGAUUCAAUUAAUGAAAAAUGGGAACUGCUUGGGAAAACCCUAGGAGAGAAGAUCCAGGACACAAUGGCGGGCCACAGUGGGUCGAGUACACGUGACCUGCUCUCUCCUGAAAGCGGAAGCCUGGUAAGGCAGCUGGAGGUCAGGAUCAAAGAACUGAAAGGGUGGCUGAGAGAUACAGAGCUUUUCAUCUUCAAUUCCUGUCUGAGACAAGAAAAGGAAGGAACAAUGAAUGCUGAGAAACAACUGCAAUACUUUAAGUCCCUCUGUCGUGAAAUCAAGCAGCGACGUCGCGGAGUGGCCUCCAUCCUGCGUUUAUGCCAACAUCUUCUGGAUGACCGGGAGACCUGCAACCUAAACGCAGACCACCAGCCCAUGCAGCUGAUCAUUGUGAAUCUUGAAAGACGGUGGGAAGCCAUUGUCAUGCAAGCUGUCCAGUGGCAAACACGGCUGCAAAAGAAGAUGGGAAAGGAAUCUGAGGCUUUGAAUGUGAUUGAUCCUGGCUUGAUGGACCUAAAUGGGACGAGUGAGGAUGCCUUGGAAUGGGAUGAAACUGACAUAAGUAACAAGUUAAUUAGUUUGAACGAAGAAUUGAAUGAUCUUGAUCAAGAAUCCCAACCUGUCAUGCCUUCCUUAAACCUUGAAGAGACAGGUAGUGAGAACCCGAGGUAUGGAGAAGAGGCAGGUGGCCACGGGGCAUCUCAGUAUGCAUCAAGUGUCACUGCCCCAUCCAGUCCGCACGUUUACCAGGUCUACAGCCUCCACAAUGUUGAGCUCUAUGAAGACAGCCACAUCCCAUUCCUGAAAAACAAUCCAAAGUUCACUAGCAUGACGCAGCCUAGUGUUUUAACUAAGAGUCUCAGCAAAGACUCUUCCUUUUCAUCUACCAAAUCUUUGCCAGAUCUUCUAGGGGGCUCCAAUUUGGUGAAGCCCUGCGCAUGCCAUGGAGGAGACAUGAGCCAAAAUUCAGGCAGUGAGAGUGGAAUUGUCAGUGAAGGGGAUACCGAAACCACCACCAACUCUGAAAUGUGCUUGCUCAAUGCAGUGGAUGGGUCCCCAAGUAACCCUGACACUGAACAUCUGGACCCACAAAUGGGAGAUGCAGUUAACGUGUUAGGGCAAAAGAUUAAAGAUGAGGAGGAACGAAUUAAUCUCCCAAAUAGCUCUCAGUUACCCAUUUCACCAGUGGGUUGUAUAAAUGGAAAAGUUGGAGAUUUAAACAGUGUUACCAAACAUACCCCUGAUUGUUUGGGAGAAGAAUUACAAGGAAAACAUGAUGUGUUUACAUUUUAUGAUUACUCGUACCUCCAAGGCUCAAAACUCAAAUUACCGUUGAUAAUGAAGCAGUCACAAAGUGAAAAAGCACAUGUGGAGGAUCCCCUGCUUCAUGGUUUUUAUUUUGAUAAAAAAUCCUGCAAAUCUAAACAUCAGGCUACAGAGUUACAACCAGAUGCACCUCCCCAUGAAAGGAUUUUGGCAAGUGCACCCCAUGAAAUGGAUCACAGUUCAUAUAAAAGUGGUGAUGUAGAGAAGACAUUCACUGGCAUGCAAAAUGCCAGACAGCUCUCUCUUUUAUCUCAUAGUUCGUCUAUUGAGUCUCUUUCUCCAGGGGGUGAUUUAUUUGCAUUGGGCAUCUUUAAAAAUGGCAGUGACAGCCUCCAGCGAAGCACUUCUUUAGAAAGUUGGUUGACGUCUUAUAAAAGCAAUGAAGAUCUUUUUAGCUGUCACAGCUCCGGGGACCUAAGUGUGAGCAGUGGCUCAGUUGGUGAACUGAGUAAAAGAACAUUAGAUCUCCUGAAUCGUUUGGAGAAUAUCCAGAGCCCUUCAGAGCAGAAGAUAAAGCGAAGUGUUUCCGAUAUCACUCUUCAAAGCUGUUCCCAAAAGAUGUCUUUCCCUGGCCAACUGUCACUGGACAUGGCAUCUUCUAUUAAUGAAGACUCGCCAGCAUCUCUUACAGAACUAAGCAGCAGUGAUGAGCUUUCUCUUUGCUCGGAGGAUAUUGUGUUACACAAGAACAAGAUCCCAGAAUCGAAUGUGUCAUUCAGAAAGCGCCUUCCUCGUUCAGUGGCCGAUGAAAGUGAUGUCAAUGUCAGCAUGAUCGUGAAUGUCUCUUGCACCUCUGCCUGCACUGAUGAUGAAGAUGACAGUGACCUCCUCUCCAGCUCAACGCUCACCUUAACAGAAGAAGAGCUGUGCGUCAAAGAUGAGGAUGAUGACUCCAGUAUUGCAACGGAUGAUGAAAUUUAUGAAGACUGCAACGUGAUGUCUGGGCUGGACUACAUUAAGAAUGAGCUGCAGACCUGGAUUAGACCCAAGCUUUCCUUGACAAGAGAUAAGAGAAAGUGUAAUCUCAGUGAUGAAGUCAAGGGCAAUAAGGAUGUAAGUGAUAGUGAGAUGACCAAUUCCUCAGACACUAUCAACAUUGAGACCCUUCUCAAUGGCUCAAUAAAACAUCUCUCUGAAAAUAAUGGAAAUAGUAAGAAUUUACCCCACACUCAUGAGUUAGGGACAAAAGGUGAAAAUAAGAAAAAUAUUUUCAAAGUUAAUAAAGAUCCAUAUGUGGCAGACAUGGAAAACGGCAAUAUUGAAAGCACUCCAGAAAGUCAGAAGGACAAACCGAAUGAGAUUUCAAAGGAAUCAGAAAGUCUUGGUUCAGCUGGGAAAAGGAUUUCAGAGAGUGAGCACUGUCAGUGCAAACCAGUUAUGGAUGGCUCAGAUGAAUCAAAUAUUGCUGGAAAGGAGUCUGUUUCCCAAAUGGUUAGACAUGUCCCAAAGAAAUGUCAAAACCACCACCAUUUUGAAAAUCAGAGUGCUGCUUCUACUCCCACUGAGAAAUCUUGUCCAGAACUGCCUUCAGAAACCAGUGUUAUCAAUGGACAGGACUCCGAUGUACUGAAAUCGUCAUCUAAUAAUGCACCGAGUAUGGCUGGAAAACCUGCUGGUUGCUGCCUAGCACGCGAACAAAAUGAAACAGAGGAAAACGUUGCCGCCAAUGACAAUGUUUCCUGUUGUGACUGUGAACCAGACAUUUUUCAUCAAAAAGAUGCCGAAGAUUGCUCAGUACACGACUUUGUUAAGGAAAUCAUUGACAUGGCUUCAACAGCCCUGAAAUGUAAAUCUCAACCUGAAAACGAGGUCACUGCUCCUACUUCAUUAAGUCAAAUCAAGGAGAAGGUGUUGGAGCAUUCUCAUCGGCCCAUCCAGCUAAGAAAAGGGGACUUUUAUUCCUACUUAUCUCUCUCCUCACAUGACAGUGAUUGUGGGGAGGUCACCAAUUACAUUGAAGAGAAGAGCAGCACUCCACUGCCAACAGACAUGACUGACUCUGGCUCGGAAGACAAGGAGGACACCGAAUACUUCUUCGAGGCCUGUGUUGAGGAGGACCCUGCUGAAGACAAGCCCUGUUUCUCUGAUGCUCCUCCAAACGAACCUGCAGAUCCCACCGAGGCUGCAGUACCCCUGCUAGCAGGAGCAGGCUCUUCCAGGUUCAGCGAUACUUCCCUCCUCGCCAAUAAUGCAGACACAGUGGCCCUUUCAAGUCCUCCAAAAGGAGGUGAUGUAGGAAAGGAAGUGGAUGGUUUACCCCAAGCUUCUAAUGUCCAUGGAGAAAGCGCAGAGGUAACUACACCUUCAAAGCUAGGCAGUGAAAAGGAGAGUUCAGAAAACCCAGGUGAGUCUGCAAGGCCAGAAGAACACAAUGCUUCUUCAGCCCCAUCUGGAGUUCCCAGACUCUCCUCGAAGGCGAAGCAGCCAAAGGACAAGGCCUCAUGGCAUCCCAGCCCCACAGCUUUAACCUGUGAAGAGAAUCUGCUAAACCUUCAUGAAGAACGACAUAGAAAUAUGCAUAGGUAGAAGGUAACCCUCUCCAAGCAUGAAAAUCAUCUCAUUGAAAGGUAAGCCUGGCUGCAGCUCAAGGGUGGCCUCACCCCCCUCCCUGGGCUGGUCUCUGGCUCCAUCGUGUCACUGCCGUUUGUUACACUGACCUCUCCCCAGACGAAUCUUUCUUCUGAAUGCGGUUGUCCACAUGAGCCUUGUGACCUGGAUGUGCGCUGGUUCUCUUUAGGUGAUUGUCUUUGAAGUUCAGCAAAGCUGCUUGUUCUCCCAUGGAUUCCUGUCCCAAGCUACCUCUGCCGACCCCACCUCUCCAGCAAGACUUUUCAGUUUGCCUUCUCCCCUCCCCAUCUACUCUUUAAAAUUCUGCAGUUCACCGAAUUGUUGGUCCAUUAAAUUCACCUAUCUGGAAUGAACCCUCCCGCCCCUGACUCCCUGCCCUGCUGGUGGUACUUGACAAAUCUCAUGUUUCCAUUUUGAUUCUUUUUAAUGGUAUGAUGCCUAUGUUUAUGGAAAGAGAUUUACCUGAAAGGCCAAUAUUUGAUUUUAUGGCAGCAAAGGGAAGAAACACUGGUCCUUCUUUCAAAGUUAAGCAACUUUUAAAAGCACCAUUUUAUUUAUUUCCUUUUAAAAGAAUAAUCUAUGCAGCACUUCAGGAAACAACUAUAUGGUGUUGUAUAUUAUAAACUGGUGACAUUCUACUAUUAAAUUAUGUACAACAUUUUCUUUUUUUAUGCUUCUUGAGGUGGUAAUGAGAAAAAAGUUUUUUAAAAAGUGUGCCUUGCUGUAUUUCUUAUACCAUUUAUUAAAAAGCUGCUUUCAUGGUAAAAUUGUGUUGGUUUGAAAGGAGGAAAUAGCAAGGUUAAGAUGUGUGAAUAAUUUCUGUAUAUAUGUAUAACCAAGUACAAACAUUGAUGUAUAAUGACAGUACAAAAUGCUUUCAUGUUUGUGAUGUCUAGUGAUGUGGAAAAUAUAAGCCUUAAAUCCAUUAGAUUGCAUGGCAAUUAAAAUUGGCAUAAUAAACAUAGUUUAUUGGGGGAAAAGGAAAAUUAGUGAUCUCUUUUACCUGUGUUCUUUACCAAAUUAUUGCACCUGAUUCUGGAAAAAUGUGACAUGUAGCAGCUUCCAAAAUAUUCAUAUUGCAUAAGAGAUGAAGCUUUCACAAUUUAAAAAAUCUUUCUGAUCACUAUAAAGAUCUUGGAACACAAAUGAUUAAAUGCC
Molecule: messenger RNA, 8160 nt
Organism: Budorcas taxicolor (takin)
Lineage: Eukaryota; Metazoa; Chordata; Mammalia; Artiodactyla; Bovidae
Gene: AKAP6
Product: A-kinase anchoring protein 6
Exons: 13
Coding region: 1-6960 (2319 amino acids)
Cellular component (GO): perinuclear region of cytoplasm; sarcoplasmic reticulum
Molecular function (GO): transmembrane transporter binding; protein kinase A binding
Source: RefSeq, a predicted model, not a curated record